UUUUUAAUAACACAAAAGAAAGUUGGUUUUUUGAAAAGAAAAAAAUGGAGAAUGUUCCAUGUACAAUGAAAGCUUGGAUUUAUGGACAACAUGGGAAACCUGAAGAUGUUCUGAAACUCAAGUCCGAUGUUGUUGUUCCUGAAUUGAAGGAAGAUCAAGUUCUUGUUAAGGUCAUGGCUUCGGGGCUUAAUCCAGUUGAUAAUAAGAGGAUGCUUGGCAUUUUUGUUCAAGCUGAAUGUCCUUUUCCCACAGUUCCAGGGUACGAUGUAGCUGGUGUGGUGGUGAAAGUAGGAAGCCAGGUAAAGAACUUAAAGGUAGGUGAUGAAGUAUAUGGUAACAUCCAUGAGAAAGCCUUGGAUCAUCCCAAACAAUACGGCACUUUGGCCGAAUACACGGCGGUUGAAGAGCGGCUAUUGGCUCCCAAACCCAAGAAUCUCAGCUUUACCGAGGCUGCUUCACUGCCGGUCGCCAUCGGAACAGCUUACGAAGGCCUUCAACGAUGCGAGUUCACCGCUGGUCAAUCCAUUCUUGUGUUGGGAGGCGCGGGUGGAGUUGGCAGCAUGGUCAUUCAGCUGGCCAAGCAUGUUUUCGGAGCAUCAAGAGUUGUGGCUACUGCUAGCACAGGAAAACUAGAGUUGUUGAGGAAUUUGGGUGCUGAUUUAGCAGUUGAUUACACCAAGGAAAACUUUGAAGAUCUCCCUGAGAAAUUUGAUGUUGUAUAUGACUGUGUUGGGCAAUGUGAAAGGGCAGUGAAGGCAAUGAAGGAAGGUGGGAAAGUUGUGAUAGUGAUUGGAGCAGUGACUGUGCCAGCAUUUGUGUUUAUAGUCACUUCAAAUGGGGCUGAUUUGGAGAAAUUGAACCCUUACUUGGAAAGUGGGAAAGUGAAGGCUGUUAUUGAUCCCAAUGGCAUUUACCCUUUCUCUCAAACACUUGAAGGACUUGCAUAUGUCGACACUGGUAGAGUCGCUGGAAAAGUAGUCAUAUAUCCAAUCCAACAAGAUAAUUAAUUUAAAUCUCACAUUUGUGAUGCAAAUGUUUGGUUAUAUGUUACCAAUUGGUCUCAUGUAAUAAAAACAAUGAUGUUUCCCUCUAA
Molecule: messenger RNA, 1093 nt
Organism: Gossypium raimondii (Peruvian cotton)
Lineage: Eukaryota; Viridiplantae; Streptophyta; Magnoliopsida; Malvales; Malvaceae
Product: 2-methylene-furan-3-one reductase
Exons: 4
Coding region: 45-1007 (320 amino acids)
Molecular function (GO): oxidoreductase activity, acting on the CH-CH group of donors, NAD or NADP as acceptor; zinc ion binding
Source: RefSeq, a predicted model, not a curated record